GCAUCACCAGGAGGUGGAGCUUCCACGUACUGGAAGCAAAGUGUAAACAAGUCGACGACAAUUAGCAAUCUUCAGUCAGAAUCAGAAUGGCUACAGGUGGGAAAUGGUUCUGGACAGCAGUCAAGAGAUUCUUCCCAGGCAAUGCAUCGAUGGAAGAUGAUCAGGACACGGGAAGCAAGGUACCAAAGCAGAGUCGGGUUGAGAGCGAUGUCCCAGGUGGAUGCAGUCCGGCUGCAGAGAAAGGCGAACAAAAUCAGCCCAGACAUAGAUGUAUCAGGGACACUGAUCCGUGCUCUGGAACCAGCACAAGUGGGCUCACGGUCUGUGAGCUCGGAAGCUCAUUAAAGACGGAAUUGUCAAGUCCCCAACAAGGAGCGGACCCAGAGUCUACAAUCUCUGACCUCCUGGCAGAGAGGGCUGAAUAUCGACUAUACCAACUGACGAAAUUCUACAGGGACAGACUGAAACAAGCAAUAGAAGGAGGUGUUGAAAGACUCAGUUGGAUGUUGAGACAGGAGGGGCAUUUCACUGCACAGGAACAUGGGAAACUCACUGAGCUGACAGAGAAGGGAAAACGGGCAGAAAGUUCCAGACUCUUCCUCAGUUUGGUGAUGGGCAAAGGCUCCCGGACUCGGAGGGUGAUGUGGGAAUCCUUUGUGACAUGGAGGACUGAGUUACCGAAGUUGGACAGAAUACUGAGGGAAAUACAGGAGCUCGACCCUGAUCCAGAGGAAUACAUUGACAUCGCCCGAGGGUUAUCUGAAUUACCCACUCAACUGAUAGAUGUUCAACAGAAACACAAGGAGACUCUGCGGGCACAGACUGAAACACUGAGAGUGAACACGAUCCUGAUGAGGGAGAAGGUGAAGGUUUUCCAGCUGGAUGAUCGAUACGCUGAGCUCACGGUCAUUUCUACUGUUCAACAUCGGAGUCUGGUGGAACAUGAGCUACUGGCAAGAGGCAGAGUCCACGAGGAGUGGAGACAGAAGCAUCCCAGUGGACAGCUGGAAAAAAUCGGGAUAGAUCAUUUGUUCCAGAGCACCUUUUCCCAGACUAAAUCCAAAUCUGGGAGUUCCGCAGCAUUGGUCGGAAUCCCUGGGAUUGGGAAAACAACAAUGGUACAAAAGAUUGUUUACGACUGGGCCACAGGGAAAAUAUAUCAGCAAUUCCAGUUUGUCUUCAAUUUCAAAUUCCGGAAUUUAAACACCAUUAAUUGUCGGAUAAACUUGAGGGAACUGAUUUUGGAUCAGUAUCCUUACUUUGGGAAUAUCCUGAGAGAGGUCUGGAAAAACCCAGAGGGAUUGUUGUUUAUACUUGAUGGUUUGGAUGAAUUUAAGCACACAAUUCAUUUUGCUGACAAUCAAAGAGAUACAGAACCCCAGCACCAGUGCCCAGAUCCCGAGUGGUGGUGUGAAGUGUCUGACAUUGUGUACAGUUUAAUCCAGGGCAAGCUGCUCCCAGGGUGUUCAGUGCUGGUCACCACCCGCCCCACUGCGUUACAUUUAUUGGAAAAGGCGGCUAUCAGUGUCUGGGCCGAUAUCCUGGGAUUUGUUGGUUAGGAACGGAAGGAAUAUUUCAUCAGAUAUUUUGAAGAUCAGACGGUGGUGGAAGCUGUUUUCAAACAUGUGAAGGAAAACGAGAUCCUGUACACCAUGAGCUACAACCCCUCCUACUGCUGGAUCCUCGCUCUGGCACUGGGUCCCUUCUUCACGCAAAGAGUCAGGGUCCCGCAGCGAGUUCCCAAGACCAUCACCCAACUGUACUCCUACUAUAUUUACAACAUACUGAAAAACCACGGCCGUGAGAUUGAGAAUCCCCGUGAUGUGUUACUCAGGGUUGGUCAGAUGGCCUUCAGAGGAGUGUAUGAUAGGACGAUUGUGUUUACAGAUGGAGAUUUGAUCAAGAACAAUCUUCAGCCUUCCCAGUUCCUGUCCGGGUUCCUGAUGGAGCUAUUGGAAGGAGGGGAUGCUCCCCCGUGUGCGGUGUACACAUUCCCACACCUCACUAUCCAAGAGUUUGUAGCUGCAGUCGCACAAUUCCUGAAUCCACAUCCCGGGAAUAUCCUGAAAUUCCUCACUGAAGCCCAGAACACGGCAGAUGGGCGAUUUGAGGUAUUUCUCCGUUUUGUUGCUGGUCUCUCCUCCCCAAUGACAACUCGGACCCUGGAGGAGUUUCUGGGUCCAUUUCCUCAUGAAACAACCUGCCAGGUGAUUGACUGGGUGAAGGAGGAGGUUAAAUGCCAGAGUGGAAACACGAGGAGUGAAGCUGGUAAAAGGAGCCUCUUGAACACAUUGCACUACCUGUUUGAGUCUCAGAAUCGCUGGCUGGCUCAGGCCGCACUGGGAUCUGUGAAAGCACUUUCAUUCAGUGGAAUGACACUGACCCCGAUUGACUGCGCGGUCCUGUCUCAUGUCAUCGGAAUCUGUGAUACGAUAAAACACCUCGACGUGGAGAACUGUCACAUUCAGUGUGAAGGAAUCCAGCGGCUGGGACCCGGGCUGCACAAGUGCCAGGAGUUGAGACUUGGGGCAAAUAAACUGGGAGAUUCUGGAGUGAAACUGGUUUCUGCGGCUCUGAUGAACCCGGAGUGUAAAAUACAGCAACUGUGGCUGAACCAUGUUGGUCUCACAGAUUCAGGUGCCGUGGAUCUCGUCUCGACUCUCAGAACAAACCGAUUACUAACGGAGCUGAACGUCAGUGAAAAUGAACUGCGUGAUUCAGGAGUGAAACUGGUGUCUGCGGCUCUGAGGAACCCGGAGUGUAAAAUACAGACACUGGGGGAUGUCGGUCUCACAGAUUCUGGUGCUGAGGAUCUCGUCUCCGCUCUCAGUACAACAUCACUGACGGAGCUGGACCUGAGUGAUAAUAAACUGGGAGAUUCAGGAGUGAAACUGGUAUCUGCGGCUAUGGGGAACCCGGAGUGUAAAAUACAGAAACUGGAGCUGAAGAAGGUUGGUCUCACGGAUUCUGGUGCCGAGCAUCUCGUCUCCGCACUCAGUACAAACAGAUCACUGACGGAGCUGAACCUGGGAAUUAACUCCCUCACAGACCGAUCAGCACCCGCUGUCUGUCGCCUCAUAUUGACCCUCCCAAAUCUGGAGUGGAUCCGACUAGUGGGGAAUCGGUUCAGUGAGACAAGGGAGAAGGAACUAAGAUUGGUGCAGGAUCAGAGACCCGGACUGAUAGUGAUCCUUUGA
Messenger RNA from Hypanus sabinus (Atlantic stingray), 3197 nucleotides. Its product is annotated as NACHT, LRR and PYD domains-containing protein 3-like. Lineage: Eukaryota; Metazoa; Chordata; Chondrichthyes; Myliobatiformes; Dasyatidae. The record is from RefSeq and is a predicted model, not a curated record. Gene Ontology annotation, cellular component: cytoplasm. Gene Ontology annotation, molecular function: protein binding.